Messenger RNA from Coccinella septempunctata (seven-spotted ladybird), 2504 nucleotides. Its product is annotated as proton-coupled folate transporter. The record is from RefSeq and is a predicted model, not a curated record. Bases 356 to 2056 code for a protein of 566 amino acids. The transcript is spliced from 7 exons. Gene Ontology annotation, molecular function: transmembrane transporter activity. Gene Ontology annotation, cellular component: membrane. Gene Ontology annotation, biological process: transmembrane transport. Lineage: Eukaryota; Metazoa; Arthropoda; Insecta; Coleoptera; Coccinellidae.
AAUAUUCAGUUUAUCGGAUGCCUCAACUUUCUGUCAAAAUACUACCACAUUAUAGGAGACAUAGGAGUAAAAUCAUUGACUGAUUGUGAGUGAAAUUGUAGCCUGUCUAGUAUAAUAUAUUCCAAAUAAAAGCUGUCCAUGACAUCGAUGACAGUAAUUGCAGAGAGGUACCAUCUAUUGGUGGGGUCAACCUGAUGAACCACGCACUGUGCCUACUUCCUUAGAAGCGCGAAUAAUAUUGAAGUACUUACCUGUGUUUUAAGUGCUCACAAGUGAAACAGGUAUGUAAUACCUGCUGUGAAUCUCUGCCGACCUCUUGACCUAUUUUCCAUAGAGGCCACUCGAAUACAUCAACAUGGCAAUAAUGGCCGAGUCGAAGGAAGGAAAUGAAAACAUGGAAUCAAAGGAAAAAGUUAAAAAAAUUGAAAAUGACACGAAAACUGAUAAACAAAAAGCAGAAACAAUAACAACAAAAUGGAAGAAAAAAUACCGACUGAUAACAGAUAACAUAACUGUGGAACCAAUGUUAGCCCUCUACAUAAUUCCAAGCGUUUUCGCCAGUUUGGCUACGCAAAACUUGAGCCUGGAAAAGGCUUGCAGGGUGAAUUUGAACUACCCAACCUACGUCUGUGACGCCCUUAGCGCUAGGGACACAGCAAACUACACGAAAGAAGAGAAAGCGGUUCAGGAACUGGUUGCUUCGAUGUCUGUGUGGAAGACAAUGCUUCAAAGUGCCCUUCCAGCCUUUCUGAUCAUGUUCAUUGGGUCUUGGAGUGACAGAUGGGGUAGGAGAAAACCGUGUAUGCUUCUGCCUAUAGUUGGGGAAUUCUCCACUGUCAUAGGACUACUUUUGUGUUCUUAUUUCUUUUAUGAACUUCCCAUGGAAGUUUGCGGUAUCGUUGAAGGGCUCUUUCCUGCCCUAACAGGAGGUUGGUUUACCAUGUUCAUGGGUGUAUUCAGUUUUAUGGGAGAUGUGACAACGGUUGAAAAACGUACGUUAAGGAUAGGAAUAGUGAAUGUUAUUUGUUCCCUCGGUAUACCUAUUGGACUGGCUCUAAGUGGUGUGAUGUAUAAAAAAAUUGGAUUUUAUGGAGUGUUCUCCUCUUCAGCCGUCAUGUAUAUCAUAGCGUUGUAUUAUGGUAUCACCACAAUAAAGGAAAAGGAGAAAGUCAACACUCCAGUUCUGGAUGACAAACCCUUUGCUUUCUUGAGGGAUUUCUUCGAUGUGAAACAUAUCUAUUAUACUUUCCAGGUGGCAUUCAAAAGGGGAGAAAAUAAAAGGAGGAAGAAGGUUAUUCUUCUCAUGUUGGUUGUCAUGGUUGUGAUUGGACCAAUGCAUGGUGAAAUGGCUGUGACUUACUUGUUCACCAGGUAUCGUUUUAAUUGGGAUGAAGUAGACUACAGUAUUUUUUCGACGUAUUCCAUGGUAACGAAUUUGAUCGGAACUUCGAUUUCAGUUGGAGUUUUCAGCCAUAUGAUGAAAAUCGAUGAUGCUAUCGUAGGAAUUUAUUCAUCUAUAAGCAAAAUAUUAUCGAGUUUUGUAUACGGAUUCGCGAAAACUUCAUUCGUGUUUUAUUUAGGAGCUAUAGUGGAAAUAUUGAACGGAACUUCAUUCAUUGCGAUGCGGUCAAUUGCUUCAAAACUUGUAUCUUCAGAAGAAUUGGGUAAAGUUAACUCACUCUUUGGAGCCUGUGAGGCCCUCAUGCCUCUCAUAUAUGGCCCUAUGUACAGUGGCACUUACGCUGCAACCCUCAACAUAAUGCCAGGACUAUUUUUCAUAUUGGGUGGCAUUCUCACAAUACCAGCUGUCAUUAUUUUCGGAUGGAUGUACGCGCAAAAUCGCAAAGAUUUGGCGUCCAAACAAUCCCUCCAACCGGAGAAUAAAGACGCUGAGAAUGCUGUUUCUCCCGACGAAUCAGUACUGAAAGAUGUGAUACUCAAUGCAGCCUCCACGAAGGUUCAAAUAGGCUCUCCAAUUCUGGAUGCAAAACGUCAAAACGAAGCCGUAGAAAAAGAGGGCGUGACGAAUCCUGCCUUCGAAGCGGAAAAUCAAUAGGAAGUGUGAUAAAAAUGUGAUAUGAAAUAGAAUAUAAGUAUUAGGUUAACCGCAAAAGUCCAUGAAGGAUAAGUCUUUAUUCUACUUUCUGUUUUAUAGAAAAAAUUAUUCAUGGAUUGAUAUGUAUCAGUAGUUUUCAUUCGGAUUAUCUGAAAUCAAAUCCAAGACUUACUACGUUCUUCAUCAGUAUUGAUAUCGUUUUUCAUUGUACUUAUUCCUUGUUUAAUUUCCUAUUAGUUUUAGUUCAUGAGUUCCACUAUUAUUCAUAGGAUUCUAUUCAAUAUUCAGUAUUCUCAAUUAUUAAGUUUUAUAGUUUUAAUCAUUGACCUUUCACAUUAUAAUUAUGAGAUGUUUGAGAGAUUAUAUGUUGAGAAGAAAAUGUUAAGAUAUAAUUUAUACUUAUAUUUAUAGAGUUUUGUAUCACUCCAAUAAAUGAUCUUCUAAAUGA